AUGGGGCCCUCUGAGGAUGCCCAGACUGCCUCGAGCUAUCCAGUUGCAGGGGCUUUGAAAUGCCAAAGUAGUACGAGUGAUAGAGAUACCAUGCACGUCUCUUCUUCAAUUUUGGAUGCGGCAGGGCCCAGUGCCUCUGAAAACCUGGGAAGCAGCAAACGCACGCAUGCCAAGAGGGAGCAAGAUGUUACUCUCUUUCAGCAGCUGCUGGAGGAGACAGAAGCAGCUGACGCCAAGGACUAUGUUCCCCUCAAAAAGCGCAAGGCGAUAAGGGAGCAGCUGCUGCGGAAACAGCUCCAGGCACUGAGUGCCCACCUGGAGACGGAGGACGGGGUGCAGGGACAGAGUGAAUCAGAGCCGGAUAUCGAGGCAAAGCAGAAGGAGGCUAAGCAAAAAGAAGCAGCCAUUUCCAAGGCCCGCUUGGAUUUCCGAAAGACUCUCCUUGCAACUAGCCGCAAACUACGACAGGAGGCGGAGAAGAACAAAAAGGAUGUUGUCCAGGAAAUAGAAGAAGAGGAGCAGCGCAUUCUUGAACAGGUGUCCAAGUCAUUGGGGGCUCCCCUGCAGGGCGUGCGAGAGCGCGCCAAGGGUAUUGUGUAUUCAAAAAGGAUGGCUACGUCUUGGACAAUGCCUUUGAAGUACCAAGAGAUGACUGAGGCAGAGGCUAAGGAGGUCAGGGAGCGCUUCUUUGUUGACGUUAACGGCACUGAUGUGCCUCCCCCGUUUCGGAACUUUAAAGACAUGUGCUUUCCUCAGCCUAUUCUAGAUGCCCUGAAGAAUAAGAACAUAACAGCUCCAACACAAAUUCAAAUGCAAGGCAUUCCAGCGCUGCUGCAGGGCAGGGAUUUGAUUGGGAUUGCAUUUACGGGCAGCGGCAAGACCCUGGUAUUCACCCUACCGAUGCUCAUGGGAGCCCUGGAGUCCGAGAUGAGAUCCCCAUAUUCCAUUGGGGAGGGCCCGUGGGGACUGGUGGUAUGUCCUUCUAGGGAGUUGGCAAGCCAAACCACAGACGUUGUAAACUUUUUUGCGACUGCUCUCCAUAACGGUGGCUAUCCGCAGCUACGGUCUCUCUGUAUGAUUGGGGGGGUCAGCGUCCAGGAACAGGCUGCGUUUAUUCGAAACGGAGUGCACUGCGUGGUGGCAACACCAGGUAGAUUAACGGAUAUGUUAAAUAAGAGGCGCAUGGGCCUAAACCAGUGCCGUUAUCUUGCGUUCGACGAGGCAGACAGAAUGGUGGAUAUGGGGUUCGAGGAGGAAGUAAGAAACGUGUUGGAUUGUUUUGGCCACCAGCGCCAGACGCUGCUCUUCUCGGCGACUAUGCCCAGGAAAAUUCAGGAGUUUGCAAAGUCCGCGCUUGUAGAUCCAAUCGUCGUCAAUGUUGGCAGGGCAGGUGCCGCCAACCUCGAUGUAAUUCAGGAAGUGGAAUACGUAAAACAGGAGAACAAGCUGCCCUACCUUUUGCAUUGCUUGCAGAAGACAGAACCCCCGGCUCUAGUGUUUUGUGAAAACAAGAAGGAUGUGGAUGACAUACAAGAAUAUCUUCUUUUAAAAGGAGUAGACGCGGUUGCGAUACACGGGGGUCUCGCACAGGAAGAACGAAGCGAAGCCGUUAGGCUCUUCAAAGAAGGGAAGAAGGACGUGUUGGUUGGAACAGACGUUGCUUCGAAGGGGCUUGACUUCCCUGCAAUUCAGCAUGUAAUCAACUUUGACAUGCCGAAGGAGAUAGAAAACUACGUCCAUCGGAUAGGGCGCACGGGGCGCUGCGGCAGAACUGGUGUUGCCACAACGUUCAUUAACAAGAACUCGGAAGAAACGGUGUUGCUGGACCUCAAAGCUUUGCUCAUUGAAGCCGGGCAAAGGAUUCCACCGUUCCUGGACGCUCUAGACAGCAGGGGGUUAAACCUCAAGGAAAUUGGAGGUGUUCGAGGCUGCGCUUAUUGUGGUGGCUUGGGUCAUCGUAUCGGUCAGUGUCCCAAGCUGGAAAGCCAGAAGCGACAAACUCAGGGUUCCACAGGAAAAGACUACUUAACAUCUGGCUCCCGUUACGGGGGUACAGGCAAGUACGGAGGCGAGUGGUGA
This is a messenger RNA of Cyclospora cayetanensis, 2079 nucleotides long. RefSeq names its product putative DEAD-box ATP-dependent RNA helicase 43. Gene Ontology annotation, biological process: mRNA splicing, via spliceosome. Bases 1 to 2079 code for a protein of 692 amino acids. The record is from RefSeq and is a predicted model, not a curated record. The transcript has 10 exons. NCBI's taxonomy places the organism in Eukaryota, Apicomplexa, Conoidasida, Eucoccidiorida, Eimeriidae. Gene Ontology annotation, molecular function: ATP binding; RNA helicase activity; RNA binding. Gene Ontology annotation, cellular component: spliceosomal complex.